AUGUCCGACAAACCUAUUUUCGUCGCAACCCACCCCAGAGCUUGCUCGACGGCCUUUGAAAGGGUCUUUAUGACUCGUCGAGAAACCAUUCAAUGCGUCCAUGAGCCCUUCGGAGACGCCUUCUACUACGGACCAGAACGUCUCAGUGCUAGAUUCGCAGGUGAUGAAAAGGCCCGCAUCGAUAGUGGCUUCAGCCAGUCGACAUUCAAGACCAUCAUCGAUCGACUGGAUCGUGAAUCUUCCGAGGGAAAGAGAGUCUUUAUUAAGGACAUCCUGCAUUAUCUCUUCCCCCCGAACGGGAAGCCUGCCAGCAUCGCCCCCUCUCUGCAGAGAGUCAAACGCGGCGUCGGCACUCCCCCCAAUGGAAGGAAUGCGUCGUCGUCAACUGGUAACAAUGACGACGAUGCCGUGGAAGCUCAUCAGAACGGCAUCCACACUAAAGGGGAACCCUAUCCGUACCCAACGGACCCAGAACCGGGCAAUCCCACCGUAAUACCCUACGAGAUCCUCUCCCGAUUCCAUUUCGCCUUCCUCAUUCGUGAUCCCCAUCUCAGCAUCCCCUCGUACUACCGCUGCACGAUCCCCCCGCUGGACAAGGUGACGGGGUUCCACAACUACGACCCCUCUGAAGCAGGGUACGACGAGCUGCGUCGGGGAUUCGAUUAUCUGCGCACAGCUCACCUGGUCGGACCUCGCAUCGCAACGCGCGACGAUGACACAGUCACGCACAGAUACGACUCCGGGAUCGAGAUCUGCGUCAUCGACGCGGAUGACAUGCUUCACAAGCCGGCAGAAACGAUUGAGGCAUUUUGUCGCAGCGUCGGCUUUGAAUAUACCCCUGAUAUGCUCAAGUGGGAUACCGAGGAAGACUACCGGUAUGCCAAAGAGACAUUUGAGAAAUGGAGAGGUUUCCACAACGACGCCAUUGAGUCCAAAGGACUAGUGGCGAGAGAAGGGAAACGCCAUACCAAAACCGAAGAAGAAUACGAUGCCGAGUGGCGUCAGAAAUACGGCGACAAGGGCGCCGCCAUCAUCCGCAAGGCCGUCGAUCAGAACAUGGUGGAUUAUCUGUAUUUGAAGAAAUUCGCCCUCCAGGUUUAA
Messenger RNA from Monascus purpureus, 1101 nucleotides. The record is from the annotation of a GenBank genome assembly. NCBI's taxonomy places the organism in Eukaryota, Fungi, Ascomycota, Eurotiomycetes, Eurotiales, Aspergillaceae.